AUUUAGGAUCAGCGAUGAGCACUUUCCGAUUCUCGCUCUGUUGGAAUUUCCUUUAAUUCCGGGCCGCGAGCAUUGGCGCAAUAUCAGUACAAUAUCACCCGCUCGUAUUGCAAUUACUUAUCAAGGAUCCCUUAUCUUCGUUUGUUGAAUCUCCCUCAUUGAGAUUCAACUGCACCAUCAUGCAGACGAAGCUGCCAGAGUAUUCUCUGCCAUCAGCCAACGGUCUGAGGCCCACUGGCAAGCGAUCCCAGUUUAUCAGACUUCUAGGGGUUGCGUUUCUGUUCAUCACAUGGGCCUCUCUCUCCCUCUUCCGACAUUACAGUAGUCGGAGUGAUGUCUCAUUGCUGGCUUCACCUAGAUGCUCACAAGUUGAUGUCCUGGUCCCCGAGAAGAAUGCAGAUGUCUGGAAAUCAGCGGGGAAGACCAUUUCUACCGAGGAAUUCAAGUUGAAGGCGGCAUCGUUGCUUGGUGGUGCUAUUCAGAUUCCUGGGGAGUCAUACGACGACAUGGGUCCUGUCGGCGAAGAUUCCCGUUGGGAGGUACAUGAUAAAUUCCACCGGUACCUUGCCGAGGCCUUCCCGCUAGUACACGCGACGUUUGUCCUCGAGAAAGUCAAUACGUAUGGUUUGUUAUACACUUGGAAAGGAAGCGAGGCAUCAUUGAAGCCUCUUCUUCUAUUGGCCCAUCAGGAUGUCGUUCCUGUUGAUCCCAACACCAUUGAUAAAUGGGCACAUCCACCCUUCUCUGGAUACUUUGAUGGUGAUCGCAUAUGGGGACGCGGCUCUUCCGAUGAUAAAAGUGGUUUGAUCGGCAUCUUAUCGUCACUACAAGUACUGUUAGAAAAUGACUUCAGGUCAACGAGAACCAUAAUUCUAGCUUUUGGUUUUGAUGAGGAGAUUGGCGGAUUUCAGGGAGCAGGACACCUUGCGCCUAAGAUUCUGGAGACUUAUGGCGAAGAUUCGGUAGCUUUGUUAGUCGACGAGGGUGGUGGGUUCGGCCAAGAGUAUGGAACCGUCUUUGCCACUCCGGGAAUCGCUGAGAAAGGUAGCAUGAAUGUCCGGCUCGACGUCGCCACACCUGGUGGACACAGCAGUGUUCCGCCUGACCACACGAGCAUCGGUAUCCUUUCAAGACUGCUUGUCGAAUUUGAAGAUAAUCCUUACGAGAUUCACCUUCGAAGAGGAACGCCAACGUAUGAGCUUUUCCAAUGCUUUGCGGAGUACAGCAAAAACAUUCCCGAUAAGCUACGGAACGAAAUCAAGCGAUCCGCCAAGUCUGACAAGGCCCUGCUCAACGUUGAAGAUGUAUUGUUCCAAGAUCCUUUGUAUAAGAGUCUCGUGGGAACUACCCAAGCAAUUGACAUUAUUCACGGCGGAGUUAAGUCUAACGCGCUUCCUGAGCAGGCUUGGGCCAUUAUCAACCAUCGUAUAUCCACUCAAAGCUCUACCUCUGAAACCGUUGAACACGAUACCAAUCUCUUGGUAUCGCUGGCAGCAAGGUUCAACUUGACCUAUACUGCUUUCGGGAAAGACAUUAGCCCGAGUGGGGUACCGACUAAAGGGAGCUUGACCCUUAGCUCGCCCAACUACCUCGACAUUGCUCCAGUAACCCCUACUACAGGAAACAAAGCUGCUCCAUACAAACUCCUGUCUGGAACGAUCAAGGCCACCUACAAUGCAUAUCGGUCUUUGGAAGGCGACAACAUUGUCGUCGGGCCUGGUAUGCCAACGGGAAACACAGACACGAAGUAUUAUUGGGGUCUAACGCCGCACAUCUUCCGGUACAAGCACCAGAAUUCCGGCAAUGGAACAAACACUCUAGGCAGUGGAGCCCAUACAGUCAACGAAUCGAUUAGCGCAGAUAGCUUUGUGGAGAUGAUUCUUUUCUACGCAACCUUGAUAUUGAAUGUGGAUGAGAGUACGGACCUGUAGUGGGGUCUAUUCCCCGGGCAUCCGUUAGUGGAAGAUGGUGACCUGCUGCCUACCUCCGUCACGGUCAACACGUGUUAACUGGUAACCAUCUAUGAGUUCAGAGGCCGUGUUUCCAAGGUCCAUCGACUAUUAAUAUUUGAUCUCACGACUUCCAAUAUUGUUCUCUGUUGACCGUACGCUCUUCAUAUUCCUGAGCAUAGUGGAGGAUAUUUAUCCUGGUGGGAUCACCAUGGAAAGGGUUCAACGUUCAAGCAGCGCU
Messenger RNA from Guyanagaster necrorhizus, 2190 nucleotides. Its product is annotated as carboxypeptidase S. The transcript is spliced from 10 exons. Gene Ontology annotation, molecular function: metallocarboxypeptidase activity. Gene Ontology annotation, cellular component: fungal-type vacuole lumen. Lineage: Eukaryota; Fungi; Basidiomycota; Agaricomycetes; Agaricales; Physalacriaceae. The record is from RefSeq and is a predicted model, not a curated record. The coding region runs from base 180 to 1931 and encodes 583 amino acids.